Molecule: messenger RNA, 2015 nt
Organism: Nasonia vitripennis (jewel wasp)
Lineage: Eukaryota; Metazoa; Arthropoda; Insecta; Hymenoptera; Pteromalidae
Product: B-cell receptor CD22
Exons: 6
Coding region: 423-1325 (300 amino acids)
Source: RefSeq, a predicted model, not a curated record
CAGCAUCCCUGUCGUCAGUUGCGAGUCGGAAAUUGUCGUGCGCGCUCUCCCACGUACCGUCGUUGCUCCCUGUGUGAACGAACCUUUAUCAAACUCGUGGGUUACCUCUACACAUACAUAUAUAGAUAGCAGGAAGCGAUAAGAGUGCAGCGACGAAUUACAAUGCCGGUCGAUCGUCAGUGAAGAGUGAAAAAUUUGUUGGUUCAUCCUCGUCAUUUUUGUUUGAUUUUAUUUUUUUUUUUACAAUGACAAAGCAACGUUGACACAUGCGUGCGGCAAGUAUGAGGUUCGAAGCCUCCGAAUCAAGCGGUACAGAAUCACUGGUGCGUGUGGAGCGUCAACGAUGAUCGAGUGCGGCAAAGAAGUUGGAAGAAACUAGCCGUCACAACUGCAGCGAUAUCAGACGCGAAGAAGAAAGAGAGAUGGAUAAGGCGCGCGGUAAAAUUUGCCCCGUCCUGGCCCUGCUACUACUCGUUUUCGGAGGUGCCACGGGUUUGAAAAGUUUGAAGAUAACCGUACCCGAGAGGGUAAGGGUCGGAGACUCGGCUCUACUUACGUGUAGCUACGACCUGGAAAACGUCCAACUUUACGUCAUAAAGUGGUACUUGGACGAGGCUGAAUUCUAUCGAUAUGUACCCAAGAAGGAUCCACCUCACGCCAUCUUCCCUGUGCGAGGCAUCCGGGUUAACGUCUCGAGCUCGAACACGCAGGAUGUAACGCUAGUCGGUGUUACGAGGAACCACACUGGACGAUACAGCUGCGAGGUAACCGAAGACGGCCCGACUUACGACACCAAAGUCCAGGAAGCUUACGUCCUUGUUGUUGAUGUUCCAGAAACUGAGCCGAGAAUCGUAGUCGACAGGGAGCACUUACCAGCUGGCGAAACACUUCGAGCGAAUUGUACGUCGGGUGCCUCUCAUCCCGCCCCCAACAUUACGUGGACACUCAACGGAGCGCCCCUGAACAACAUGACGAUGAGAUUCAAAGUACGCACGAAGACGUUGCCGAAGGCCUUCGACGACAGAAAGUCGACCUUUUCUACCCUUAACCUCGAGACGGCCGGUAUGUUUCAAGACGGCCGUAUACGCCUUCGAUGCUUCGCCGAAAUAACGCCGGUCUACAAAGCGUCAGCCUCGAAGGAGAUCACGGAGGAAGGACCCUAUCUCGCAUCGAUCACCGGUGAUGCAUCGCCACACAGCCGUCCGGUUUUUUAUUUUUCAGAUACCAGCGGGAGUGGCAGGGCCGAAUCGAUGUCCCUCUGGCCUUGCGGACUGGCGUUGAAUGUUGUUCUAGGACUACUAGUUGGAGCUUCUUCCACGAGGUAGUUCCAGCGUAGCGUGACUUCGACUAAGACGACGAUGAUGACGACGACGACGAAAAACUACAACUCGAGAGGACGUCCUCUGUGCCCGACCCGAUUACAUCGUCCAUGUAAAACCUAGUAGCCUAGGGCUUCCAGUUAUGUAUGUUAUUAUGUACAAUUGAGUAGGUAGUUGAAUGAUUUUUAUUCGAGUGAUGAUCGCAGAGGGUGAACCGAUGGCUAAAAUAUAAGACGAGUGUUACAGGAGCUGAAAAUAAGAAUAAUGAAUAUGUACAUAAAUAAAUAAGCAACGUAAGAUCGCGAAUUUAAUAAGGAUUAAUAUAACGAUAUGACGAUCCAUGCUAAGAUUAAACGGAGAAGUUAUACCCUGGUGUAAAAAUGCGUUUACCAGUGAUUGGCCGACGUUUCGCCCAAUUUUGCAAGGAUUGUCCAUCGAAGCCAGUAAUAAGUUGCCGAAUCGUUGGUGUACUGGCUAUACUGUAGUCAUUUAUUUUCUACCAGGGUAAUAAAAUAUAAAUAUGAGAUAAUCGAUCGAUAUGUACACGUACACAUACACCACUUGCGAAUAUGAUAUACAAGUUACUUUUGAACAUGUUAUCUUUUGAUGUAAAUUGUUAAUAAAACGCGUUUACUUCAUGAAUUUACAUUACGCUAUACGCAGCUCUAAGUGAACGCUGACACACGAUAUUGUAAA